Stylophora pistillata is the source of this 1921-nucleotide messenger RNA. Its product is annotated as integral membrane protein GPR137B. Lineage: Eukaryota; Metazoa; Cnidaria; Anthozoa; Scleractinia; Pocilloporidae. The record is from RefSeq and is a predicted model, not a curated record. Gene Ontology annotation, cellular component: lysosomal membrane. Gene Ontology annotation, biological process: positive regulation of TORC1 signaling.
GUACAAGGAAACAACAACUUUCAGCCGGACUCAUCCAUUUUCGGUUAAAAAGAUGCACAUCUUGUGAUUUCGGCGAGAGGCAAAGGCAAUAUUAUGAUUGCUGUAAGCCAUAAAAAUCCUUUUCCACCUCUCUUUGUCGCACAAGCCAAUCAAUUUGUAGUGUGAUGGAGGUAAAUCGAAAGAACUUCGUAGAAACACUGCCUACAGUCUUCGUUGGAUACUCACCUGGGUCAAGUUACGAGAAAAUGAUGACUUGGCCAACUUUAAUUCCCUUCAACUCCACUACUCCAGCUAUAAUUGUGCCUGGGCUUUCAAAAACAGCGUACCUUGCUCUGACGAUCGUUUUUACGACGCUGUACGCUUUGUUAUUUUUGAUGAUAGUAGUGCAACUGUGCCUAAUCCUGUACUUCAAGCAUCGCCGAUUAUCGUAUCAAAGUGUGUUCUUGUUUAUCUACCUGUUUUGGGCUGCACUUAGAACUACGUUGUUUUCAUUUUAUUUCAAAAAUACCACACAAACAAAACAGUUUAGUCUUUUUAUACGGUGGCUUUUGUACGCAUUUCCAAUCUACUUACAGUUUCUUACUCUGUCGCUGCUGACAUUGUAUUUGGCAAAGGAAGUACAACAAACUGUAUCUUCUUGGUUCAUUUGCUGCAGUGAAUAUAGUUUUCUUGGCUCUCAACAUCACGAGCUCUGUUGUGUGUCAUGAACAAGAUGCUCAUGACAAACUAGUUGUGCUGAGGGUCAUUGUAAAUGGACUUCUUUUUGUUGUUGUUGGUUUUGUUCUCUGCUUUUGCAUUAUUAAGAUUACAAGAGCACCAGCCGUCAAUGUAUUACUGGAGGGUCAGGGUGCUACAACCAGACAAGGCAUAGUACUGUGUGGGCUGGUAGUCCUGCUCUAUGUGUCCAGAGCAGUUUACAACCUAAUUGCAGUUGCUGUACCUCAUGAUUUGUCUUCAUUUGGAUAUGGCUGGAUUAAUGUUUCCGAUGAGGGUGAAAUCAACUACAAAAAUUCUUCAUGUGAAGGCUGCAACAAAGUGCAUGACGACAUGCGUGAUGUGGAGUUUAUAACAUUUGGUGUGGUGUUAAUUGUGUGGGAGGUUCUACCAACCUUCAUGGUUAUACUGUUUUUUCGAGUCAGAAGACCGAAUAUUGGAGACAUGGGACCAUCAGGUAUAGCCUCACAGAGUUGCGACAAGAAGUCAUAUUUCUUUGAUAAUCCACGAAGAUAUGACUCGGACGAGGACCUGACAGAUUCACAAGGACAAACUAGAGGUGGUCAGUACAACAUACCAGGCGUACUCAGUCCUUCCGCUUCCAGCGCGAGGGUAAACAGACCACGUUCAUAUGGCUCCAUAUCAGCCACGCGCAGUGGCAGUUUCCAGAGAAGUAGCAGUUAUUCUAAAGUCUAUCUACCCGGUACCACCCCUCCUACACCCCCUCCCUGGCCUAGUAACCAAGUAGGCUGGUCUGGUUACCAAGCAGACGGGUCUAGAUUCCACUCUGACGUUUUGGUUGAGCAAAAUGAAGCAUAGUGAUUCGGGGGCCACGAGUAGUGUUAGGGUCGAUGAAUGACCUCUAAAGAAUGAAACAAACAUGGUAACAGAGAUAAUUGAAAGAGACACUUGUAGAGGCUGGACAGUAAAUCUUUGUUAGCACAGUGAGCCUCGAUCAUAACCCCUUGCUCAUUCACCUGUUAUACAGGGCUCCCCCCAGACUUAACAAAGCUUACCUUCAGGUGUCCUUAACCCCUGUAACCCGUAACAGUGGCUACCUUCUAAUUUCUUGGUACAGGAGCACUGUUGAAUCAAUAAUUAUGCAGGGCUAGACAUUAACGGCAGCCAAGUAGCCACAGACUAAUAGAAAGUUUUGGCUAGUGGUUUUCGUUUGCCGCUGGCCAGUUUGGCUAGUAAACAAACUGAA